Molecule: messenger RNA, 1821 nt
Organism: Insectozyma verbasci
Lineage: Eukaryota; Fungi; Ascomycota; Pichiomycetes; Serinales; Debaryomycetaceae
Source: the annotation of a GenBank genome assembly
AUGGUUAAUAAUAAUAUUGAAGAAGAUGGUAAUAGUAUAGAAUUAGAUGGUACAAUAUUGAAAAUACCUUUAAUUGUAGAAAAUGAAUCAACUCAUAAAUCAAUAAUUAAAACAACAAUUUGGUGUAAAAUUAUUAAAGAUAUUGAAAAUCCAAGUAAUGAUCCAAAUUUCAUCAAUGUUGUAUUGAUAUGCAGUUGGCCAUAUAAUUAUUUCAUAACUUCAAUAAACACAAAUAAAUUAAAUCAAAUUUUCAAAAAAAAUCCAAAUUUUAAAGUUGAAAAUGAAGAAUAUCCUAAUUUAUUUAAAUCAUUAUUCCCGUUGGAUUUAGAGACGUUAAUUGAUUCAAGAGAAGCUAAUGAGUAUCCUUAUCAAUUGACUGCUAAAUUAUCAGAUAAGAAAUUUAAAGAAGGAAGUGAGGAAUUAGAAACGGAGAGUGAGUUGAUUAUUCAAGUUAAGACAAUUUCAAAAUUGCCAGUUACUGUUGGUGUAAUUACUUUAAGACCUAUAGAUCUAGAAAGUCAUGAAUAUUUGUCGAGUGAAUCUGAUUUAUUUAAUUGGUUUAACUUGUAUAACUCCCAAAAUGAAAGAUUGGUGCGUUGGUAUAUUGAAAAGAAACAAAAAUAUGAGAAAACAGAUGAGGAGAGUGAGAUCUUGAAAGAGCAAUAUAAAGUAGCUAAGAAACAUUUCAAAAGUGCUAUAAUUGAUCUAGAGACUAAGUUUUAUCAAGCUUUAAAUUCUAAAAAGGAUAAGAUAUUUGAAUUGAUUAAAGCUGCUAAUGGUAAUAAAUUCGAUAAUAAGUUGAUGAAUUUAAAUCAGGAGUUUAUUGAGAAUGAAGGUAAGUUAAACAUGAUAGAUAAAUCAAAAAUACCUGAUCCGGAUCAAAUCGAACCUAAAAAACGAAAAAGGAAAACUACAAGUAAAAAACCUACGAAAAGACGUAAGAAAGCUAUUGAAUCAGAAGAAGAUGAGGAAGAGGAAGAGGAAGAAAGUGAGCUGGAAGAAGAAGAGGGCAAUCAGGUUUAUAAAAAAUCUAGUAUUAGAUUUAAAAAAGAACCCAAUGAAAGUUUUGGAUCAUUUGAAGAACCAGUAGUUAGACGUCCUCGGUCUCCUGAAAUUGGUGAUCAUGAUUCUGUUCCAUAUAUUAAACAAGAAGAGAAUCCAAUUCCUUAUUCAUAUAAUCCAAGAAGUGACAAGAGAAUAGUUAAAGAUGUAUUAUAUUCAAAUGAAAAUGAAAAAUCAAAAGAUGAUGAAGAAGAAGAAGAUGAUGAAACUAAAAAUUAUGAAAGUAAUAACGAAGAUGAGAUUGAUGAAUUAGACAGAGAUAAAGAUAGAGUCGAAAAGGAAUUAAACGAAGAAGAUGGUGAGAAUAGUAGUGAGCUAACUAAAUCAAAAGAAAAAGAUGAAAAAGAUGGUGAUACUCAGCCUAAUGUUCAUGUAUCUACUCAAACUAUAAAAGAUGGUUCUAGUGUUAUAGAAGAUAGUUUAGCUGAGGAUGAAAAUAAAUCACAACAGAAAGAAUCCAAGAAUGAAAAAUCUCAAGUUUAUGAUUUUAAAGAUUCUAAGACUCAAUCACAAGUAGAAGAGUCAAAUUCUAAAUCUCAAUCUCAAGUUGAUACAGAUUAUAGUGAUUCGGAUGAUUCAGAUGAAAAGAGUGAUAAACAAGAGAAUAUUUUUAAUACGGAAGAAUCUAAAACACAAGCUGAAACUCCAAAUGAGACUCAAAAGCAGAGUCAAAAAAAUGUUGAAACAGAUUAUAGUGAUGAUGAUGAUGAUAGUGAUGAUGAUGAUGAUGAUGACGAUGAUGAUGAUGAUGAUCAAUGA